Messenger RNA from Adelges cooleyi (spruce gall adelgid), 4661 nucleotides. RefSeq lists its product as uncharacterized. The record is from RefSeq and is a predicted model, not a curated record. Lineage: Eukaryota; Metazoa; Arthropoda; Insecta; Hemiptera; Adelgidae. Bases 403 to 4374 code for a protein of 1323 amino acids. The transcript is spliced from 12 exons.
CACAGACUUGGGCCAGUACGCGAAAUACGUUCGACCGGACCGGCCGGCAAACGCGUGAAACAAGCGUAGGGCGAACGCACGUGAUCGAAUCGAGCCUUAAGUUUGGAGGAAUCGGCCGAACCGUUUGUUUGUUAAUAUUUUUGCUAAUUUUCCUACCAGCCGGUAGUCCGCACGUCGUUACGGACAUACUGCGCGUGUUAUGUUCAAACACAAUCCGUGCGCUCGCGAGAAGUACUAGUUUUUCUUAAUAAUAAUAAUAAUAAUAAUAAUAUUAGUACCUGUUGCUCGAGGAACUCCGGCGGAAAAGAACUUUGCAGAAGGAAAAACGCCGCGUGACGCCCGAAAAACGACUUGUCAUUUUGACGUGUAUUGAUGCUAUAGCGACUGUGAUAGCGUAGCGAAAUGGAGGUGAUUCCUCUCAUGAGGAGCUCGGCUACCGGUUCGGAAACGUCCAACGGCGGCGAUAACGGCAUCAAGAGACGCGUUCAAGAAUGGUCAAGACUGGACAGGCUAACGGGCAUAUUGGAACACGCCAGGGUCGAAGCCGACCAAUGGUCUAAUCACACGGCUAACACAAAACACAAGUACGGCAAGGUAGUAGACACACGAGCUAGAAAUCUCGCCGAUGGCAGUAAAGAACAAACCAAACAAACUAAACAGCUUGAAGUGUUUCAAGCUCACACGGGCGGGUGCUCGGUUCAAGUAAUCAGAUCUCAAACGAGUACCACCAGCUCUUGGCACAAUUCAAAUGCUGUCGCGGGAACGUUCCAAUGGCCGUCUUCGAUAUUUGAUAAAAGAGAACCUCAGUUCGACGAGCUUCAACUGGAAUUUAGUCCUUUGGACGUUAGUUCUCAGAAAAGCAAAGCGAGCGUCGCCAGAAGCGGAUCGAUCAGUAACAGAAGACCUCCGACUCGCCGUCCCCAUGUGGUUACGACGAAUUUGCCGGUUAUCGACCUGGCCGAUUCCACAGACAAUGCCGAUGGGUCAGACGAUCAUCGGGACCACAACGCGGACACUUACACCACGAACCUGAGCCGUCACAAGAGUUGCUCCAACGACGAAAUACGCAGCGAAACCACCGAGUCGGACGACUUUCUAGACAGGUCUUCCAGAUUCCGUAGGUCGUUGCAGUUCACCCAACCGACGGACGUCGAGGAGUCCAGUCACAAAGUUGCCGGAGAAUUGGAAGACGUGCUGAAAAAGGUGUUGGGCAAAAAGAUGCAUGUCAUCAAUCGAGAAACGACCGACGACGGCGACAACGACGAUGGUCCGCUGUUGAAACCGUCGUCUCUUUUAAAAAAACCGUCGUUCGUCACGGUAGAGAGCUUAAACAAAACCAAAAACGGUUUGCGGCGACUGGACGACCCGGGCAAAGAAGACGACGGCAUCGAGACGGACGCGAAACCCGCCGGGAACACCAGGAGUUUGGAUUAUAGAGGUUCAGCGUUACACCGAACCGAAGAAUGGUACAACAGGCGCAAGUCUUACGGUUUUGAACAAAUGGCGGCCGACCACGAAGAUAAGUACGCGGCCGAACUUUCGGCUAUCGACUCGUCGACGGACAGCGGCAUUUGCCAUUCUACCGAAAACGGUCUUUCCAACUCGAGCCGACAAUCUUCGACGGACCGCGAAUCCAUCGCCGAUCUAGUAAAAAAAUACUCGAACAAAGAAAUCAACAACAACAACAAUAAUAGUCCGGUGCAAGCGUAUAGCACCACAGUGGUGGCCAAAGGAAGAAUACUGGAAGCGAUCAACAGCCUGAGAACGAAAUCCAACGCUUACUUUGACACCACCACGCCUGGCGAAACGACGGCGCUAGUGUUGAGGAAUAACGACAAAAGAGACAAACAACAGGCAAACGGGAGAAGGCUAUCCGUGGACGCGGAUCACGUCAUGGAAAAGAGCCCCAAUGAAGAAGAAAGUCCCAAGCGUCAUUCUAUAGCGGUGGUAAGCGAAGUUAUCCUGGAUAGGGAUUCGAGCUCGGACAAGAAGAACGUCGGCAAGAAGGUGGAGUUUUGCAGGACAGAAGUACAUUUCGACACUACUCCUGGAAAAAUAAACAUUGUCGACAUGGAAGAUAAACCGGCGCCGGCCCAAGCGUACAGACCGAAAAAAAGGUAUAACCGUCCGCCGGAAAAAAGCAACGGACUGCCGGAAUAUCAUUUCGGGGAAGUUCACGGAGACGUGCAAGUAAUGAUGAACGGUCACGCCGAAUGCAACGCUGCCGAAGACGACGACAACAACAAGCCCAAAAGCAUAUUAAAGCAAUGCCAACAACAGCAGCAGCAGCAGCAGCAGCAGGCUGGCAAGGAAGAGAGCUCGGGCAUGGCCUCUGACAACGGGAUUGAAGUGCGGAUCUCCUCGACAGAAUCUACUCCAGUAGACUAUCGGCGAGCGUCCUGGUCAGUGGCCGACAGGGUAAAACAAGUGGAAGCCGUCGGGUUCUCCACCAGAGUGAACUUUACCGAAGGCGAAACCACGGCUGUCGGUUUCGAUCCGGCCGACCCCAAGAGGUACCAUCGUUACUCAUACAACGGAACGGGGUCGCCGGUCUGGUAUCAGAACAGCGGUAACGCAUCAGAUACCGCGGCCAAAUGCCACGAAAAACUAUUGGUGCGCAUCGGCGCGUCUAAAUCGGGUGUGAAACCCAACGGCGACCGCCCGGCGGAAUGCGUGCUGACGUCCGCGUCGCUGGUGAUGAACACCGAGCUCCGUUCGGAACAGCCGAGCACGUACACAGAGGAGAUGAACAUGAAGAUGCAUGGCCGGUUCCAGAAGGCCAGCAGCACGUCGUGGCCGCGGUGCAGUCACAAGACGGCGUCGAGCGGCAGGAAAUACAACCUGCUGAAAACGUGCGCCGACAUCAAACGCGAACGGGCGGCCGGCCUGCCGGACGUCAUCGGCGCCCUGGACGACUUGAGCAAAACGAUCGACAGGCAGAUCGUGGACGGCGACGACAGGCACGUGACGCUGAUCCGGGUGCGACAGCCGCAGGACGAAAUCCGUGGCCGGCUGGAGUACGUCAAAGAUCUCAUGAGUACGGACGAGACUAGCGAGGAGAGUAUGAAGGCUGACGAAGAGGUCAGGUCGUACAUGGCGGCCGACUGCAACGACGAACAAGACUGCCCACCUUUUACGCCCGAGUGCGACAACAACCUGAAAAAGCUCAUAUCGACCGUUCAACAAAAUAUCAAGCAACCGUUUUGUAAUAAAGACGGUUUUGUCAAACAACCGGAUGCCAAACCGUACGAACCGUCGACAGUGCCAAACGUCACUUCGGUGCUCUUGAUCCACGAAAAACAAUCGGAACCGUCCAAGUUUCAACCGGUAAAAGUACACACUAUACAAACGACUGUGCUUAACCGUGAUUUCGACGUGGUGCUCCCACAGAAAGCCAGUAAACGAGUGCCGGUAAGAAUCGUUCAAGAUAACCGCAAAGAAAAACCGAAGACAUCAGCACCGACCAUCAAAAAGAGUACUGCCACCGUAUCGUUAAAACAGGUUCCAAUGACGGUACAGCCCAAGGUGAUGUGUCAAGAACAAGAAAAAAAAGUGGACAAAAAAGAGACGGUCUACGGUAACGUGGGAUACCGGGCCGGCAGUCUCCGGAUCAAAGACAAAACGUCCAACAGCAGAACCCAAGAUUUAUUCAACACGGGUAGAGACAGUUGGUUAAACAUGCCCAAGGACAUGGGUCCCAAGCUGAACAAGUCCAAGGUAAGCACGUUCAAGCAAAGGGGUCGGAAAGACACGAUGGACCUAGUGGAGGCGUCGGUGCUAGAGGAGUUGAAUAGGGCGGCUGAUGAGAUACUCAAAGCUGUCAACGGUUACACCGACGAUGAGUCGCAAAUGCCAACAAGCGGCGACGACAGGAGAGCUGCCAAGGCCGACGAAACAAAGUCAAAAAACAAGAAAAGAGCUGCCAGGCUUUUGCAAAGGGCCAGCAGUAGGGAAGCACUGCUUCAUUUGGACGAGGCGAGUUCGUCAGACGAAGAAGUCACCGACGAAUCACAGAGGACUAAACCGAGAACUCAGAGGAAAACCAAAUCCCAACAAAUCAAUAAUAGUGUUGCCACCAAGACAACGACCAGCUUCGCUAAAAAAAUACAAAGUCGCGCACAAACCAACAGCGUGACUAAACCGAACAACGUUCAACACAAAGUCCAUCCAACAUACUAUGGAAACGUUUCGAAUAACUGUACUCAAACGACGACGAGGUUUCGCAGCAGGACAUCAGACACGUUGACUAAACAAUCAGCCGAUCAGAAAGAGAAUAAAGCAAAAUAUCAAAGCAGAAUAACGACAAGGGUUUUCAAUCCAAAGAAAUCCAAAAGCUCCGCAGAAGAAAAUAGAAAUCGUGUUAAAGGAAGUUAAUUAUAGUUUAUCGAACUUUUGUUAAACGUUGUAUAUAUUAUAUAUAUAUAUAUUUUUUUUUAAUGAUAUUUUAUAUCUAAAUUAACAUUAUAUAAUGACCAUUUAUGUUGUUUUACCUGGUCAUAACUAUAUAUAUAUAUUAAUUUAUACAUAAAUUGUGUUUAUAUAAACAAAAAAAUUUGGAUAAAGAUAAAUUAUUUUACCUAAUCUACUUGUUUUUUAUCCAUUCUGUCUUUCAGUUUAUUAUAUCAUUGUGUUACUCGGAUUUGUCAUUCUCCCCAUCCGUC